CGUACAAAAGAGACUGUAUUGUUAUUUAUCAGACAGGCAAGGUCAGAUUUAAGAAAUUGCUAAAAUAUCUGAAGGUCUAGCUCCGAAUUACAUUCACUGUCUAAGUCGACCUCGAUGGAGUCAGAUCCUGACCAUUCAAGUAUAUAUUCAAGUACAGAGGAUGGAUGCGAUACCAGUUGUCCAAAAGAAUGCCUAAGACCGUCUGUCACUGAUUGGAAAAGCAUUCAAGUUUUGAAUAUGCGUGAUUGUUUGCCGCGGUAUAAAUAUCACCAGUGGCUUUUUGAAUGGUGUUUGCAUGGAAUGGAGAUGAUAGAGGGAUUCGAAGUACCAUUCUUCAUGAGACCAGUUGUAAUAGUUGGUGGAGAUUUGAAUGAAGACAACAGUUUACUUUUAGGCCGGGAUCAUGAAAAGGGGGAUAAAAUCCUCUCUUGGUUUAACAGAGGUAUGGUUGUUGAUGCAGAUUUAGUCAUUGUCUACUUCAUAAAAAAAGAAGACAUGAAUAAAACAGCGAACCUUCUUGCGUUUGUCAAUGAGAUAUCCCAGUUAUUGCAAUACAAAGAAGCUCAGCUACUUUUCGUCGGACAGCUCAACAAAAAAUCGGAUUCCAAAAAUAUUAAAGAUAUUUUGAAUAUAAUACACAAAACAGUAAGAUUAAGAAUUCCCAAGGCGGACUUCAUUGCAAAAAGUGGCUUGGAAAUUAAAGAACAUAUAACACUAGCACUAGAAUUCAUCUUGGAGCGAUGUCUAAGAGCUUUGGAAAUCCAGAUAAGUGCUUUGCCAUCGACAAAGGAAGGCGCUGAAGAAAGCUUGGAGGAGAUUAGAACUGUACUCGAAAGAUUUAGAAAAGCACGAUGUUUUCCCGAACAAAACAACAUUGAAGAAAAGAAUGAUAAAGAAAUAGUGACAAAAAUGGUCGAUCGUUAUCGAGAAAAGAUUCUUUAUCGGGGAUUUAGUAAGAAAGGAGUUCGAAUCAUUACAACAGAUGAAAAUGUUAAAAAUGAAUUGAUACAAAAAUUUUCCGAAUUUCGAAAUUUGGUGGUAGAUGUUACAGUUGAAACAGAUUUGGACAUGACGCCAUUUGCCGGUACUGGUGAACCUUUACACGGUGCAAAAUUUGUAUACAGAGAGCAAAGCGCUGAUUCGUUCAUGUUUGACAACGAUUAUUCAACAACGGGUAGUUUGCUUAAGAUAAACGGCUCGGAAAUGGCUGCAUUAACAUGCCUACAUGCUUUUCGCCGACGAGAAAAUCAAAAUGUCUUCGUCAGCAUAAAUGAUUCAGUAAUACAGUUGGGCAGAAAUAUGUUUGAUCAUCCUCAAGAGUUGAGAAGUAUUCACGACGACAUUGCCCUCAUUGAGGUAACCAGAUCGGCUAUUCCUCUCAUCGAAGCCAACUGUGAGAGGUUAUUACUUGACGAACAAGAUAUGCCUUCUCCUUCUGACAUAUCUUGCAGAAGAAUAGAGGAAAUUGUGGGUGAAAUUGUUCACAAAAGGGGGGCAAGCACAGGGCUAACAACGGGAACUGUUGUUGAAGCAGGUGAAAUUCGUCUCCGGGAUUUUCAAGAGCUAGCGACGGUAAUCAUUGUUAAACCUACUAGACGCAGAAGGAAUCAGAUCCAGUUAUUUGCAGCUCCGGGAGAUUCGGGUUCUCUUUUAUUCCAGCAUUCCCUGUCACUGGAAAAUAAGUUGGAUGUCCUCGGAAUGGUAUAUGGAAGAGCUCCAAUUGCUCCCUUUCCAGAUCCAGCCACUGUGAUGUGCAUACCUUUAAAAGAUUCAGUAGACCGACUGAUGCAAAGAAACCCUGAGCUGACUGAAAUUGACUUUUACAAACAAUGAUAUUGAUGACAGAAAUGCAAAAAAAAUAUUUUGUCUGCCAAACUUUGGCCUAUCAUCCAAGCAAAGCAGUAAUUACUUCUUGUCAGUUAUUGCUGUGGAAAAAAUGGUAUACAUAAUUUGUGAAUAGUAAUAAGAAAUUUAUAUUUUCUAAUAGGUAUUGAGAUGAUAAAGAACUUGUAAACACCUUUCAUUAAGGAAUUAUUACGUUGAAUGUCAUACACUCCAAAUUGACACUGUCAUGAAUUUCUACCACAAGGUUAUUUACCAAACAUCACUGGCCUGACUAAUAUAAUUAUUUACACAUUAUUGAUUUCAAAACACAGCGUAUGCUGCCUUUCGAUUUGAAUAAUACAAAGCUAUCAUGCUUGCAUUCAAUUACCUAUUAUUACAUUUAAACACAUAUGCAUAUAUGUACAUUUUAUUUACAUAUUUAUUCUGAGAAUUGAAUUUGCUUUAUAUAUGAAAAUAUACAGUAUGUAAAUAUGUUUUUGUAGAAUAUAUUGCUUUUGCGUGAUCAGCUGAUUUCAAUUUUUUUUUUUUUUUUUUUUUUUUUUUUGGACGGUUCAAGAAAGAAGUCAGAAAUUCUUUUUCUAUGUGUCAUCAAUCAUUUAAAAUACUCAACUUGUAUGUCAUUAUAUGUGAAACAGAAGACAAUCACUUACCAUGGGACAAGUGUAAAUGAACAAACAGAGAGGUGCAACAAACAAUGAAUAAAACGAUAAAAGCA
Saccostrea cuccullata (small rock oyster) is the source of this 2560-nucleotide messenger RNA. RefSeq lists its product as uncharacterized. Lineage: Eukaryota; Metazoa; Mollusca; Bivalvia; Ostreida; Ostreidae. The transcript has 7 exons. The record is from RefSeq and is a predicted model, not a curated record. The coding region runs from base 115 to 1833 and encodes 572 amino acids.